AUGGAUAAAAUUUUCAUUCAGUCUCCUCGUGUCACGUGCGCGCAUCACCAUAGGAUUUCACAUCCCAUCAACUCUUUUUGUCCAUCUCACCUUCCCAACCAUCUUUCCCCCCCUCCCUUUCCCCCAUGCCCCCUCUCUCCCCCCCCACACACACUUCCCCGCAUCACACGGCAGUCGUACGGCCUGCGAGCGCACUACGCGGACUAUCCCGUGCUGCUCUCCUACCCGCUGCGCCAGUCGCUCCGCCUCGUGCGCCCCGUCGUGCACAACUUCUCGCUGCGCGAGGAGCCCGUCCACGGCGAUCCGUUUAGCGCCUCGCGCGCCGCCACCGAUCCUUUUAACGCGUAUUCCGGUAGCGGGAGGGUCGGCGGGAAGGCCAGCGGGAGGGUGAGCGGAAAGGGGGCGGGAGAGGAGGAGGCGGAGGGGGAAGGAGCGGGAGAGGCGGAAGGAGCAGCGGUGGUGUAUGCGAAUUAUGGGCGCAUGGAAGAUUUUGAAGAGCUGGUGGCGGCGAUUGGGGAGGAGCAGGUGAAAGGCGCAGUGGCGCUGAUUCGUUAUGGAAAGACUUUUAGAGGGGAUAAGGUUCGGAAUGCAGAGAGGUUCGGCGUGGCAGCAGUGCUGCUGUACUCUGACCCAGCGGAUUACGCACCAGAGGGCACAGAUGCGGAGCAUGUGUACCCGCAGCAGCAAUGGCUGCCUGCUACUGGCGCUCAGCGAGGCACCAUCUACACAGGCAAGGGUGACCCAGCCACGCCUGGCUGGCCGUCCCACCCUGGCGGAGAGAGAUUAAGCGAUGAGGAAACAGCCAAGCGCCUGCCGCGCAUCCCGGUGCUGCCAGUGGGGUAUUCGGUGGCGGGGAGCAUCAUGGCGCACAUGGGGGGGAGGGCAGUGCCGGAGGAGUGGCGUGGCGGCAUGGAUGGCGUGGAGUAUGUGUUUGGGCCGGGGCCUGCUGCUGUUGACAUGGAAGUGCAGAUGAACGCCACAGUCACCACCAUUCGCAACGUCAUUGGCGUGCUGCCAGGCUCCCACCAGCCCGACAGGUACAUCAUAUUGGGCAACCAUCGCGAUGCGUGGGUGUUUGGCGCUGCAGAUCCCAACAGCGGCACCACCUGCUUGCUCGAGGUGGCGCGUGCGUUUGGCCACAUGGCAGCACAUGGUUGGCCGCCUCGCCGCUCGCUUGUGUUUGCCAGCUGGGAUGCCGAGGAGUACGGAUGUUUGGGAUCGACAGAGUGGGCAGAGGACAAUGCACCGGUCCUAGCAACAGCAGCCAUGGCGUACAUCAACGUGGACGUGGCUGUGGGGGGAGGGGGCUUCCAUGCCUCCUCCACCCCGCAGCUUGAUGACCUCAUCCGUGACGUCAGCAGCCAGGUGGCCAGUCCUGACGGUCCAGCUGGCGAGUCGAUAUUGGAGGGGUGGGCGGCUGAGCACAACACGUCAGAGCCUGAGUUGGGCCGGCUGGGAGGGGGGGGCAGCGACUAUGCAGCAUUUCUGCAGCACCUUGGGAUUGCCGCAGCAGACACUCACUUUGGAGGAUCCUACCCCAUGUAUCACAGUGUGUAUGACAACUAUCAUUGGAUGGCCACCUUUGCCGAUCCACUCUUCAAGCGCCACGUGGCAGUCACCAAGAUGAUGGCUGGCGUGGCUGCCAGGCUGGCAGGCGACCAUCGCCUGCCCUUCAACUACUCCGCCUACGCUAUCCACCUGGAGCAUGACGUGGCAAGGCUGCAGGCUGACGUGGCGGCACAAGGCGCCCCGUCAUCUCUCUCAGUGGAGCCGCUCUUUGCAUCUGUCUCUCGCCUCCUGACUGGUGCUCAAGGCAUUGAAGUGGAAAUUCAGCUGCUGCUCAAGGCAUUUAAGAAGAUAUUCAGCCCCAUCUCACACCCCCGAAUCCCAUGCACCCCUCCCACCACCACCACAGCAAAUCGCAGCGGCCAGCAGCAGAGCAUGCAGGUGCACGUGGGGGAGGGGUUGCCCCAUGGAGGGCGCAUCUGGGGAAGGCGCCAACUGAGGCCAUUCACCCCCAUCCCACACCCUCCCACCCCGCCACCCCUCCCACCACCACAGCAAAUCGCAGCGUCCAGCAGCAGCGCGUGCAGGUGCACAAGGGGGAGGGGAUGCCCCAUGGAGGAAGGCGCCAACUGCCCGUCAUCCAAGGCAUUCGACGCAGUGAACGAGCGCCUCUUCCUGGCUGAGCGGGGGUUCCUGGACGGGCACGGAAUCGGGCCUCACUACACGUGGUUCAAGCACCUGGUGGGUGGAAGGGACGAGUCAUGGUGUGAGGUAGAAUGGGCGGGGGUGCAUUUCGGUGGGUUUGCUGUGGUGCUCAAGUGUGGGACAGGGGAGCUGUAUUGGAGGGGGUAA
This is a messenger RNA of Closterium sp. Naga37s-1, 2358 nucleotides long. The record is from the annotation of a GenBank genome assembly. NCBI's taxonomy places the organism in Eukaryota, Viridiplantae, Streptophyta, Zygnematophyceae, Desmidiales, Closteriaceae.